CCGUUAACCCCGAUGGAAGAAGAAGUACGUCAUCGCUGUGCGUCAUUGUCACGAAAGGGUGGCUGGCAGAUGCCUUUUCGAAACAACAAUAACCUGUUGUCGCUCAGCUGAAGAAUAGGCCUAGUCUUAGGGAUGCCGAAGAAGUUCCAGGGUGAGAACUCCAAGGCGGUCACUGCCAAGGUCCGCAAGGCAGAGGCCAAAGCAGUGGAAGACGCCCGCAAGAAGAAGGAGCUGGAGGAUGCACUAUGGCAGGAGAACGACAAACAUGUCCUGAAGAAAGAACAGAGGAAGGAUGACAAGGAGAAAAAGCGCCUUGAGGCCCUGGAGCGAAAGAAGGAGAACCAGCGGCUCUUAGAUGAGGAGGCUGCAAAGAUUAAGGGCAAGGCCAAGGAGGCUGCUGCUGCUGCUGUGGUGGCAGGCAAAGUGACUCGGGCCCAGAUUGAGGAGACGCUGCGUGUCGAGCAGCAGCUACAACAGCAGGAGCAACCUAAAGAGAAAGAGAAGAGCCACCUGGAGACGCCCCUGGAGGAGAAUGUGAAUCGCAUCAUUCCUGAGGAAGGUGUUGUGGAGGCUAGAACCAUAGAGGAUGCCAUUGCCAUGCUCAGCACGGCUGAAGAGCUCGACCGCCACCCAGAGCGCAGGGUGAAGGCAGCGUUCGCUGCGUUCGAGGAUCUGAACAUGCCCCUUCUUAAAAAAGAGAACCCCAACAUGCGGCUGUCGCAGCUCAAGCAACAGCUGAAAAAGGAGUGGAUGAAGUCGCCAGAGAACCCCUUGAACCAGCGCUUUGCCAACUACAACACAAAGUGAACCAACUCCAGCAGCAGCUAAUACAAAACUGUCUACCUAUGCACAUUGGACCUUACAAUGGAAGAUGCCCCCAACCUAUAAUUAUUCCCCCAUUUAUGAAUGUGUUGCUGGAAAAGCUGCACUCAUUUCCUAGGACCUCCGAUGCAAGGAAUGCCUUUGGGACUUCCGCUUGUUACGUUCCGAUUUGACACGGAAAAGCAAACCCCCUCCCCCAACCAAUGUUCCUGAUGAUUUUACUUUACUGUGCAUGUCCACUUGUGAAGCAUCUCGGCAGUUUAUGGAUUUUAUUCCCACUGUCAGUUUUUGGCACUUAUGUUGAAAAGGGAUUAAAGUCAUUUAUUUCAGUUCACAAUACACUAACAUAUCUAAUUCUUUCUGAGAAUGAGACUACAGGUAUGUGAACUGCACUCUUGCCUAUCGUAGUCGCCUCCAUUAACCCCCGAUGACGAUAAUAAUAACCCACAUAAGAAAAUAUCACGACCAGAGCCAGUUGUUGACUUGUAAGAAUACUGGCUUGUUAUGAACUGCCAUUUUGAGCACCACUGGAAAUGACAACCCCUUUCCCUAUGAUAAAGUGUCAUGUGGCACCUGUUCCCCAUCCUAA
Molecule: messenger RNA, 1411 nt
Organism: Salvelinus fontinalis (brook trout)
Lineage: Eukaryota; Metazoa; Chordata; Actinopteri; Salmoniformes; Salmonidae
Product: coiled-coil domain-containing protein 124-like
Exons: 5
Coding region: 133-807 (224 amino acids)
Biological process (GO): transcription by RNA polymerase II
Cellular component (GO): nucleus
Molecular function (GO): transcription coactivator activity
Source: RefSeq, a predicted model, not a curated record